Solanum verrucosum is the source of this 619-nucleotide messenger RNA. RefSeq names its product proteinase inhibitor PSI-1.2-like. NCBI's taxonomy places the organism in Eukaryota, Viridiplantae, Streptophyta, Magnoliopsida, Solanales, Solanaceae. The record is from RefSeq and is a predicted model, not a curated record. Gene Ontology annotation, molecular function: serine-type endopeptidase inhibitor activity. Bases 189 to 443 code for a protein of 84 amino acids. The transcript is spliced from 2 exons.
AAUGUGAAGGCUGCAUUUCGUUAACUUUGACAAAACACAAUUUGGUCCAUUCUGAAUUUCUGAUAAGAGAAAAGUUAUUCCUAGUUGUAUUUUAGUAUCUUUUAUUUUGCUCUAUAAAUAGCUUAAGAGAUUAUAACAUCCUCAAAUUAAUAAAGCAGCAAAUUCAAAGAAAUUAAACAUAUAAUAUAAUGGCCUUUUGCAAAGUUGGUAUCCUUUCUCUCCUCCUACUGUCUGGUAUAUUUCUGUUGGGAAUCGAGGUGAAAUAUGGAAAUGCACAAAAGAUGUGUCUCCAGGUUUGUGACGAUGAAGUUGCUUACAUGACUUGCCCUUCUUCAGGAGACGAGCAAAUUAGUCCUGUUUGCGUUAACUGUUGCACCGCGGGUGAAGGCUGUAAAUUAUUCCGCGCUGAUGGAUCGUUAAUUUGUACAGGAACCCCUGAAUAAUAUAUACUUCCUUCGUUUCAAAAUGUAAUGAUUAAAUAUUUAUUUUUCGUAUUCGUGUGUAAUAAGGCCUGAGUUAUUACUCAGGUGAUUUCUAAUGUAAUAUGUUCAUCCUGGCUUAUAAUAAUUUGUAUGUGCUUUUGAACAUUUCAAUUUAUAAAAUAACAACUAUUAUAUUA